AUGAUGUUAGAUGAACUAUAUAAAGCAGAACGUGAAGAUAUGGAAAUGAAACUUCAAGCAAAAGAUGAAGUCAUUGAAUCCAAAGACAAAAGCAUACAGAAAAGAAUACCACGUUCAGUACCAAAAGGAAAGGAAAAGAGUUAUAGGUAUAUGAUAUAUACUGAAGAGUUGGAGAAAGAAGAAGAUAAAGAUAUGGUUAUGUUGCAUUUAGUCAGAAGAAACAACAAAAGCUUUUACGACUUAGCUAAAAUAUAUAAAUCUGAUAGAAACUGGUUCUAUCGUGAAAACUUACCGAUUUCAAUGACACCGAAUGAGCAAAUAAAGGAAAUUGUCAAAAAUACUCUUCCUCAAACACACUAUGACAUCAAAGGUUGCACAAUACUUACAUUCAAAGAAGACUUACCAUUACUGAAGGAAAAGAUAACAGAAUAUUUCGACAACUUCAAAGAGGAAGAAUGA
This is a messenger RNA of Trichomonas vaginalis G3, 459 nucleotides long. RefSeq lists its product as uncharacterized. The transcript has a single exon. Lineage: Eukaryota; Parabasalia; Trichomonadida; Trichomonadidae. The record is from RefSeq and is a predicted model, not a curated record. The coding region runs from base 1 to 459 and encodes 152 amino acids.